CAAAUAACAAUAACAACAAAAUUUUGAAACGAUCGUUAUGGCCACUAAACGUGUCCAACAAUAAAAUUUACUACAAAAUAAAAACAAUAACCUCCAGGUUUUUGUUCAAAAAACAAGCGACCCAAAAAAUUUAUCAGGGGACCCAUUAGUUCAUUUGGGGAACACUGCUCCACUGAAAUGCUAAAAACUUACCGAAAUAAUAUAAAUCGUGGUGUUGAGUUAUGUAAUCGUCUUAGCAGUCUAACAGAAACAUUAAUUACUUGAUAUCAUUAAUUAAUCAUUAUGUCGGAAUUUUAUUUUGUAGGUACAAUUUUUUAAUUUAUUUUGGGAAUUGUUGCUUUGUUCAGUGUCGUGAGAGCUGUGAUCAUUUAUUUAUUUAUCAUAAUCCGGUAAUUUUGAUCAAUUUAUAAUCGUGUAGUGCAUCUUAAAAAAACUUGAGAAAGUCUGGUUUAUAUGUUGGAUAUAAAGCAGACAAUAACUUUAAAACCUUGUUUCAGUUCAAUAUACCUAAUUUAUGUCAUUCAUUAUGCAUUGUAUUUUUUUACACUUGUAUUUAUUUUGUUCAUCACUUAGUUGGUUACCAAAUGUAAGGCUCAAGAUAAGACAGGAUUUCCCAUAUUCAACUUGGUGAAAGCUUAAAGCCUUUAUAAGGGCGUAGCCGGAAUCGUAAUUUUAUACUUGAUAGUGAUAUAAAAUAGACUUAAGGUAUUUUAAUAAAGAUUCAAAGGGCAACAAGUUUGCUUAGCACUCUAUUAAAUAGAAGGAUUACAUAUUCUGAAAUUUUUUAUUUCUGAAGUUAUGCAUCUGAAACAACGAACUGGCUUCAUGCCCAAUAUGGACUGGUAACUGAAUGAGGGUCUUUUUUUCGCCAUAUGAGUAAGCUGUCUUAUGUAUUAUCAACUCUCCUUUUCUCGGGAUAAAUAUAUAAAUCCUAUCCUACUUUGAUAUUCUUAUUUGAUAUCCUUAGUGUUUGAAUCUGGAGUCUAGAUUCUCCAUUACCAGUCAAAUUUCUUUUUAUUGAUAAAUUAAACCCUUAAUAAAUAUUUUUAUUGUUACCGAAUAUUCAUGCAACCAUAUUCUUCUGAUGCUUGUCUAAAUAUGCCACAUUUUUCUAGAUUUACUCUAAACCACUUCCUACUUCCCUAACUUUUCCCUAUUUAACCUUUGAACCAUAAAAUAUGGCUCCCUCUAACAACCAAACUCCUGCCUAUGUUAUUAAGCUUGUGGUACUUGUACUAAUGUCAGCAACUACGACGGCAUAUUUGAUUCUGCUGCGUUGGACAAGGGUGGUUGCUACAGAUAAAUACAUCACAACAAUUGCUGUAGCAUUACAGGAAGUAAUCAAGUUCUUCAUGGCGUUAGUUGUCCUGAUCUGGCAGAAUAGAAGCAUUGUGGGCGCUGUAAGAAUGAUAAAAUCUGAGGCGAUUGACAAACCGUACGAUACAUUAAAGAUGGCAGUUCCUUCGUUCGUUUACGCGUUACAGAAUAAUAUGAUGUACAUUGCACUGAGUAACCUGGAUGUGCCUAUUCAACAAAUCCUCUAUCAACUUAAAAUUCCGGCCACAGCUCUGUGUUCAGUUUUCAUCCUCAGGAGAUCUCUGUCGUAUCAACAAUGGGCGGCUUGUUUCAUGGUCUUUGCAGGUCUAGCCAUGGUAGAAUACAAUCCAGACGGGCCAUAUAAGUCACCUCAGACAACAGCAUCGGAUCAGAAUGUUUUUGUCGGAAUCAGUGCUGUUAUGGUAGCUGUCUUCUGUUCCCCAUUUGCGGGAGUAUAUUUUGAAAAAAUGGUGAAAGAAUCAGACACUUCAAUAUGGGUUCGUAAUUUACAAAUGUACGCUUGGACGACAACGGCCGCAUUUUUGGCCGUGAUCACUAAAGAUCUUGCAACCGUCAGAGAGAAAGGAUUUUUCUUUGCUUAUACUCCCUUGGUCUGGGUUUUGCUUUGUAUUGGUGGUGUCAAUGGUCUUCUUGUGUCACUUGUACUGAAAUAUGCAGAUAAUAUUGUCAAAUGUUUUGCGGCCUCUGUCUCAAUUAUUCUGUCCACGAUUUUGUCAUAUUUUAUCUUUCAAUAUGAAUUUGGUCCUGGCUUUAUAAUAGGAGGUAUGAUUGUAUGCAGUGCAAUAUGUAUCUAUGCCAUUCCUCUGCCUUGUCUGGGUACAAAAUGGACGUCAAGUUCAACUAGCAAAAAAAUUUCUGGUGCGAGUUACGAUAAACUCAGAUCAGCUACUUUGAACACAGAUAACGAUGAGAUUUAAGUGAAAUAAACUGGUUUUUGUUGUAGGCUGUAAGGUCGUGACAAGGCAUUCAAAAUGCGACUCCUGUCACUCUCAGACAAAAACGUUGGCUUAAAAAAUUGUGACUUAGCCCACCUUGAUUUGUAUGC
Molecule: messenger RNA, 2383 nt
Organism: Styela clava
Lineage: Eukaryota; Metazoa; Chordata; Ascidiacea; Stolidobranchia; Styelidae
Product: CMP-sialic acid transporter-like
Biological process (GO): pyrimidine nucleotide-sugar transmembrane transport
Cellular component (GO): Golgi membrane
Molecular function (GO): pyrimidine nucleotide-sugar transmembrane transporter activity
Source: RefSeq, a predicted model, not a curated record